Molecule: messenger RNA, 2500 nt
Organism: Hibiscus syriacus
Lineage: Eukaryota; Viridiplantae; Streptophyta; Magnoliopsida; Malvales; Malvaceae
Product: kinesin-like protein KIN-14U
Biological process (GO): microtubule-based movement
Molecular function (GO): microtubule motor activity; microtubule binding; ATP binding
Source: RefSeq, a predicted model, not a curated record
UUCCUAAAUUUAGAUCUUUAGCUGGUUUGAGUUGUUUCUUGUGCUUUUUGAGGCAUUGGACAUCUAAGCUAUUUUCUCUGUUACGUAUAUUGUACUUUUGCCAAUUUAAGACGUUUCUUAAAUAGAAAAGUGGAUCCUUUUAAGUAUUUCCCUUUUUUUAUAGAUAAUUAUUAUCAUUCAUUCCUCUGUCAAUUCUCUCUCUCUCUCUGUUUUUCCCGGAAAAUCUCUUUUGCCCUUGCUGUGUUCUCAAGGCAAAGAGAAGUGUUCUUUACUUCUUUUAUUGCUACUGUGUUCACUUUGAUUUUUUGAAGAACAAGAAUGUUGAUUGCUACUGAAACAGAGCAAAUCACAUUGCCUUUGAAUGAUGUUAAGGAGUCUUUAGCAUCAUCUUCUCCGGUGGGAUCAAAUCCUGAUUCCUUUAAUGGGUUGCCUCCGGUAUCGGAUUUACCGGAUUCUCCGUCGCUUUCCACCAGUUUUUGUGAUGUCAAUGUGGUUCCUGAGCAUGAAAAAUCCCAGCUUAAGCAGUGCAUACAGAAAUUGCAAGGAGAAAUUGAUGAAUUGAGAUCAAUGCAAAGGUCAGUAGAUGAGAAAAGAAGAGAAAUGUUGAAUAAAAUGUUAGACAUCAAAGGCACCAUACGAGUAUUCUGUCGAGUAAGGCCUUUCCUUUGGACAGGCAAGAGAAUAACCCCGGAACCUGUUUUGAGUGAACUCGAUCGGGUUGUCGUUAGAUCAUGUGGGAGUAAAAAAGAGUUUGGAUUCGAUAAAGUUUUCCAUCAAGAAGCUAAUCAAGAAGAUGUAUUUGUUGAGGUUGAACCAAUCCUUAGAUCUGCACUUGAUGGGCACAAUGUAUGCGUUUUUGCCUAUGGUCAAACUGGUACUGGGAAGACUUUUACAAUGGAUGGCACGAUGGAUCAACCGGGAAUCAUUCCUCGAGCUUUAAAAGAGCUUUUCCAGCAAGUGUCUUCUGACAAGUCAUCUUCUUUUACUUUUUCUAUGAGUAUGUUGGAGGUUUACUUGGGGAAUCUAAGAGAUCUACUAGCUUCAAAGCCCGCUUCACGAGCAAUCGAGACCAUAGCCAAAUGUAAUCUAAACAUUCAAACAGAUCCAAAGGGGUCAGUAGAAAUUGAGGGUCUGACACAGGUUGAAAUACCAGAUUGCAAAGCAAGAUGGUGGUACGCAAAGGGAAGGCGAGCUCGGUCGACAUCGUGGACCAAUGUGAACGAGACAUCCAGCAGGUCACACUGCUUAAUAAGGAUCGUCAUUUCUCGACGGGGAGAUGCUCCGGAUGCUAAACCGAAAGUAAGCAAAUUAUGGAUGAUUGAUCUCGGAGGGAGCGAACGAUUACUCAAAACUGGAGCCACCGGACAUACCCUUGAUGAAGGAAGGGCCAUAAAUCUUUCACUUUCUGCUUUAGGUGAUGUUAUUGCAGCUCUAAGAAGGAAGAGGGGACAUGUGCCUUACAGAAAUAGCAAGCUAACUCAAAUCCUCAAAGAUUCCCUAGGUGUCGGUUCGAAAGUUUUGAUGCUCGUUCACAUAAGUCCGUGUCAUGACGAUCUCGAGGAAACCAUAUGUUCUUUGAGCUUUGCAAAGAGGGCCAAAGCAGUUGAUUCCAAUAGAAGACUGCCAGAGGACUUGAAGAAGCUAAGAGAAAAAAGGAUAUCGGAGCUCGAAGAGAACAUGAGGGAAGCCGAAGAAGGAUGUCGAAAACUCGCAAAUCAAAUAAGUAAGGCCGGUUUCUUAUUAAGCGAAAACCAAAAACUUUAUGCAACUGCUUAUGGGAUACCAGACAAGAGUGUGGAAAAGAAUCCCGAAAACGGUCAAGAUGCAAAAAUUCAAGUUGUUGAAACACCUAGAGUAACUAAGAAACCAAUUCAACAAAGUAUUCAUCGGUCCCUCCCUCGGUUCAUGACGUCUACUGUGGCUAGUCGAGAAAGGCAAAUUGCAGCGGAAAGAGAUAUCAUCACAAGGGCAAGAACCUUGAGACCAGGAACCAGAACUUCAAUGCAGGUCCCGGGUUUUCAAUCCCUUAGCUUUUCGGACAAUCGUAUUCAAUCACUUUUACGACACUCAACAAAGAGUUCCCGGUUCAAAGACACGAAUGGUCAAGCCAUAGAGAGUCCGAAAUGCAACGAAUUGGCACCCUCGAAGCUGACUUCGUCACCAAGAAGCAAGGUGGUCGCAUCAUCUGAUCCCAACCUAAGAGUUAAACUUGGCCAUCAUAGGAGAAGGAUGUCUGAUUUUGUCUAACAAUUAACAGUUAAAACUGAAACGUGUGGGAUGCUAUUUUUUUUUAUCUUUUGAUUUGAUUCUAUUGCUUUUCAUGUUUUUGACAGGAAAAAAAAGAGGGUUUGUGAGUGAGGUGUUCCACCACCAUAUAUUUUUAUAUUAAGGGUGGUUUGAAGGGUUGUGGGAAGGAUCUGUAAAUUAGUAAAAUAUUAUUUACAAGAUCCCUGUAUGUAUUGAAAUGGUUUGUUUUAAUAUUUUGAGCUUUACUGCUAAA